UAGGUAGGCCGCGGCUAUGGCCCGGCCUAAGUCGUCCGGGAGCCGGAUGGACAGACAGCUGGAGCAUGAUGUGUGCGAGCUUGUCCGGCAGGUUACGGGGCUGCAGGACGAGGCGGACCCCAACUUCCAGCUGGCCCUGGACUUCGUCUGGUCCAACUUCAGAUUUCAUCGUUUCUUGGAUGUCAACAGUCACAAAGUAGAAAAAACAAUAGAAGGAAUUUAUGAAAAAUUCACCAUUCAUUCUGAUAUCAACAAAGCUGCUAGUUGGAAGAGAUUAACUAAGGAGUUUCUAAAUGCAUCUCUUCCCAGCACAGAGAAAAUAAAGACAGAUGCACAUUAUUCCAUACUGUCACUCCUUCUGUGUCUGUCUGACUCUCCUUCAAACAGCAAUUAUGUGGAAACACCGAGAGAAAAAGAAGUGGAAAAGAAGGAUGAUUUUGACUGGGGGAAGUACCUGAUGGAAGGUGAAGAAAUUGGCCUUGGUCCAGAUAUUGAUACGCCGAAUUGGUCUGAAGACAGUGAUGAUGAAGAUGCACAGCAGCCCUUGAGCAGAGAAGACUCUGGGAUACAGGUAGACAGGACCCCAUUAGAAGAGCAAGACCACAACAGAAAAGGGGGGCCUCAAGUCUGCUGGGAAGAUGAGCCAGAUAGCCGGAGCUGGCUGGAACAGCAUGUAGUCCAUCAGUACUGGACAACCAGGCGCUUCCGAAUUCCACACAGUACACAUUUGCACUCCAAUUUAGCUGCUGUCUGGGACCAGCACCUGUACAGCAGUGAGCUGCUGUAUGUUCCAGAUGACAGGGUGGUGGUUACUGAGACACAGGUCAUUCGGGAAACCCUAUGGUUACUUUCAGGGGUGAAAAAGAUGUUUAUAUUUCAGUUGAUAGAUGGGAAGGUAACUGUGAGAAACAAUAUUAUUGUAACUCACUUGACACAUAGCUGUUUACGAUCUGUGCUGGAACAAAUAGCAGCAUAUGGCCAGGUUGUGUUUCGGCUCCAGGAGUUCAUUGAUGAAGUCAUGGGGCACAGCUCUGAAAGACCACCACCAGGAAAUGGCCCCAUACCUAAGAAGCAACCUGACGCUCCCUUUAGAACCUACCAGGCCUUCAUGUGGGCCCUCUACAAAUACUUCAUUAACUUCAAGGAAGAGCUUACAGAGAUUGAGAAGUGUGUCAUCAGUAGUGAUACAACCAUAACACUUGCAAUAGUGGUGAACAAGUUGGCACCUCGAUUGGCGCAGCUAAAGGUCCUGGACAAAGUGUUUAGUACUGGAGUGGCAGAAGUUCCACCUGAUACUCGAAAUGUCGUCCGGGCAUCUCACCUGCUUAACACCCUGUACAAGGCCAUUCUUGAAUAUGACAAUGUUGGAGAAGCCUCUGAACAAACUGUCUCCCUCCUGUUCUCUCUCUGGGUGGAAACAGUGAGGCCCUACCUACAGACUGUAGAUGAAUGGAUCGUCCAUGGACACCUAUGGGAUGGUGCAAGGGAAUUUAUCAUACAGAGGAAUAAAAACGUUCCAGUAAAUCACAGAGACUUCUGGUAUGCAACGUACACACUCUAUAGUGUAUCUGAGAAGACAGAGAAUGAAGACAAAGUGAGUGACAGUGCCAGCGCCAGCUCUGGCAGUGACCAGGGCCCCUCGAGCAGACAGCACACCAUGGUGUCCUUCCUGAAGCCUGUCCUGAAGCAGAUCAUAAUGGCUGGCAAGUCAAUGCAGCUGCUGAAGAACCUCAACUGUGCAGAGGGCCCUGCGUGCCAGGCAGCAGCCAGAGAUGCAGAAAGAAAAAGCUUAUAUACCCUCUUUCUGGAAUCUAUACAGUUACGUCUUCAACAUGGAGAAGAUUCUGCUCCACACAUUCUUAAUGAAGAUCAAACAACCAAAGAGAACCUUAUAAAGAUGCAGUCCAUUGCUGAAAGGCAUCUUGAGCUAGAUGAUAUUCAUGACCCACUGUUGGCCAUCAACUUUGCAAGGUUGUAUUUGGAGCAGAGCGACUUUCAUGAGAAGUUUGCUGGUGGUGACAUAUGCGUGGAUAGAUCAUCAGAGUCUGUGACCUGCCAGACUUUUGAAUUAACACUGAGGUCUUGCCUCUAUCCUCACAUUGAUAAACAGUAUCUACAUUGCUGUGGGAAUCUCAUGCAAACCUUAAAGAGAGAUUUCAGCUCACAUUUCAUCCUUGAUGGAAACCAAAGGAGGAACCUGGAGGCAAGAGCUGAAGCAGAGAGAAACACUUCUUUGACUUGCUCCCCUUGGCUUGCUCAGCCUACUUUCUUAUCUAACCCAGGACCACCAGCCCAGAGGUGGCAUGGUGUACAGUGGGCUAGGCCCUCCUUAUCAGGUGUGAAUCAAAAAGAAGACCCUGGCAGACUUGCCUACAGGCUGGUGGAGUACUUGCAGGCCAUGAGGAAUUUUUUCUUGAUGGAAGGUGGAGACACCAUGUAUGACUUCUAUACUUCAAUUUUUGAUAAAAUAAGAGAAAAGGAAACCUGGCAGAAUGUGUCUUUUCUUAAUGUGCAGCUCCAAGAAGCAGUAGGACAGCGCUAUCCUGAAGACAGUUUACGUUUAUCUAUAUCGUUUGAAAAUGUUGAUUCAACAAAGAAGAAACUACCCGUUCAUAUCUUAGAUGGUCUUACCCUAAGCUACAAGGUCCCAUGGCCUGUGGACAUUGUUAUAAGUGUAGAGUGUCAAAAAAUUUAUAAUCAGGUGUUCCUUCUCCUAUUGCAAAUAAAAUGGGCAAAAUACAGCCUGGAUGUUCUACUAUUUGGUGAACUGGGUAAUGCUGCUGAAAGAUCCCAAGCAAAGGAAGACAUUCCACGUGAUCAGGACACAACCUCCCAGUUUGGACCACCAAAAGAGUCAUUAAGACAGCAGAUUCAUCGCAUGUUUCUCUUAAGAGUGAAGCUCAUGCACUUUGUGAAUAGUUUACACAACUACAUCAUGACCAGGAUUCUUCACAGUACAGGGCUGGAGUUUCAGCAUCAAGUUGAGGAAGCCAAAGAUUUAGAUCAGUUGAUUAAAAUUCACUACAGGUAUUUGUCAACCAUCCAUGAUCGAUGUCUGCUGAGAGAAAAGGUCAGCUUCGUGAAAGAAGCCAUCAUGAAAGUGUUGAACUUGGCGCUAAUGUUUGCAGAAGGUUGGCAGGCAGGCCUAGGGGCUUGGCAAAUGGAAUCGAUAGAGAAAAUGGAAUCUGACUUUAAAAACUGCCACAUGUUUCUGGUAACCAUCUUAAAUAAAGCUGUGUGUAGAGGGUCUUUUCCCCACUUGGAAUCUCUUGCACUGUCGCUCAUGGCUGGCAUGGAGCAAAGUUAAAUAUCUCUAAUUUAACAAGUACCUUAGACUUCAGCAUCAUCCAUGUACAUAUUCACUGUUUCCAGCUGAGAAAUAAGAAUCUGUUUAUUUUUAUUUAUUUUUAUUGUUAAACCUGUCUAGACAAAUGGAUUAUAGGUAUUUUUCGAGUAUUAUCGAGAGUUAUGUAUAUAAUAUUGUAUAUCUAAUUGUAAAAUAUAUAGGAGUUGUAUAAAAAUAGACUACUAAUAUUUCUUUUCUUCUAAAAGAUUGACUUAUUUUAAUGUAUAUGAGUAUUUUGCCUGCUUGUAUAUAUGUACAUACUUGGUGCUCAGAAGCAAUAAAAGAACAUCAGAUACCCUGUAAGUUUUACAUUUCCUCUUACCUAAAAGUUGUCUUAGAUUUCACUAUCCUGGAAGUAUUUUUAUGUGCAUAGAAAAUCCCAAAAGAAAAAUAACAACCAAUAUCAAUAUAUAAACUGUACUUUACUUAAGGCCAGCUGUUAUAUAUCGAUUUUUGGCAUUUAUUAGCUAACCAGUAAUAUCUCAAAUAAAAGUAUGUAUAUCAUCCCAUUUUUAUAUUUCAUGUGUAUUUCUUAGUGGGCACUGUAUGAGAACAGAUGG
This is a messenger RNA of Mus caroli (Ryukyu mouse), 3906 nucleotides long. It is a transcript of the gene Tubgcp5, whose product is annotated as tubulin gamma complex component 5. Gene Ontology annotation, biological process: cytoplasmic microtubule organization; mitotic cell cycle; spindle assembly. Gene Ontology annotation, cellular component: spindle pole; gamma-tubulin complex; microtubule organizing center. The record is from RefSeq and is a predicted model, not a curated record. Gene Ontology annotation, molecular function: microtubule minus-end binding; gamma-tubulin binding. Lineage: Eukaryota; Metazoa; Chordata; Mammalia; Rodentia; Muridae.